AUGGCGUUUUUGCAUUCCGUUCUCAAAGAUGUCCACGAUAAACAGCCUUACAAUGUUGGUAAAAAUAUAUUACGUGAUAAUGUUUUGAGUCAUUUUAAUGGUAAAUUAUGUUCAGGUCAUAAGGGUUUUCAGACUGUCAUUGACCGGGUGGCGCAGGGUGUGGGGGAGUAUAAUAGGGAAGUGGAGGAUUCAAAUAAGAAAGUCUCUGCUCCUAUAAUCAAGCUUCACAAAGAGAUGGAAGAGCUUAAAAAACAGGUUGAAGGUGCCAGUGACGAGCAAGCUGAGAAGGCAUUGAAAUCCGUGAGCAUUAUACUUAAGGAGUCGAAGCGUCAAGCUGAGAUAUUUGUAACGCACAUGAAUAGCGCACAUAGGCACAUAGCAGACCUUAAUACUAAAUGUAAUAUUAAUGUUAUUUACGCUAAAAAUAAUAUUUCACAUGAGUCGGCAGUUCUACACAGGUGUUCCGACAAGGCGUGGGAUGACUAUGUGACUACGUAUUCCACCAUCAGAAAUACGCUGAGAUGGCUUGAGAAGAAUGUAAAUGAACAGAUUGAAAAGCAAGUGACGGAUCUCGUUGAGACGCUAAAAUUCAAGGUAAAAAAUAUUAAAGUAAAACUUGAAGAAAUUGAAUACAAGCUGCGAGAUUAUCUUGUCGAGUUGAAUAAUUGGAUUACCGAGGCUAAGAAGUACAUUGAUAAUAUACGCAAAAGGCAUAUUGAUAAAAUUAUACAGAGGGAAGUUGGGCAGGACAAUUACGUGAAGAUUAAUUAUAUCGGCGAUGCUUUGAUAAAGGAGGCGAAGGAAAUCUACGAGGCGUUUAGAGCGGCUGAAACAUAUGUAGAGAAAUUAGUCGGUGACGCAUUGCAGGCCGUAAAAGAAAUGGACGCGGCGCUUAGAAAGGAUUUGAAGUUGGUUAAGGAUGGGAUAAAGGAGGACGUUCAGAAAUACGUCAAGAAUUUGAACAUUACCGAGUUGGAGGGGCAUGUUAAGAGUGGAUUGAAAACUUUGAAAACAAGUAUUGUAUCAGAUUUGCAGGGGUACGUUAAGGAUUAUGUCACCGCAGUAAAGGAUGAAGUAACGAAGAUCAUCAAUGGCAACGGAAAGCCGCAGGAUUGUGGUCUGAAAGGUAUUAAAGACAAAAUUGUGAAGGAUUACGCUGCUCAAUUUAGCAGCGAUGAGGGUUUUUGGGGUGCAGUGCAGAAAUGGAUACAAAACAUUUUGGAUACUAAUGAGGUGAUUAAGGAAUAUUUUUCCAAUUAUGUCAGCUAUAACAGCAGGUUUAACAUUACGUUUAAUGAAAAAUACUUUGAGGGCUCCACAAGUAGGAUUAGUAAAAGCCAUACUGAUGAAAUCGCAGAAGAUAUCAAGGAAGUUAUUAAAAACGAAGGUGGCAUCAAAAUUGUGAGCGUACAAAUACGGGGCGACGCGACAGAGAAUAUCCAAGGUUACAUCACCGCAGUCCAGGAGUGUAUCACAAAUUUUGCCACGACGCUUGGGGAGAAGAUAAAAAAGGAAGCAUCUGAUUCUAAUGGUAGAAUUAAGUUCGUUCAGGGGAUAGUCGACGCGAUCGAAUUGAAGGUAGUGAAGGAAGGGGAUCGGCAUAAAACUACCAAAAGCACACUUAAUGAAAUUGUCCAAAUAAUUUUACAUUCGAUCCAGUCAACCGCUACCAAAGUAGCCGAACAAUUCAAAUCGUUCACUGAGAGGAAUGUUUCCAGCAGUGUCACCUACAAGCUCGGUGAGAAUCUCGACGCUGCGUUAAAGGUAGUUGAACCGCUUGAGGAUAAGCUUGGCCAGGCGGUUGUUGCUGGAAAUGGUCCCGUCGAUCCCAGCGCUGCAUACACUUCCGGCAAGGCAAUUGACCUUGCCGGAAAAACUGAUGAAAAAUUGCGGCAGGGUGUAAAGCUGGACGCUAAACAGCCUCUUAUGCAGCAAUUCAAGACGAAGUACGACGUGCUUUAUGGUAAGCUCGAAAAUGGUCAAGUUGAUCGUACCUUUGGUAUUAGACUUGGUCAGCAAAUCGGUAAGGAUGAACAGUCAAGUGCGCCAGGUGGUGGGCCAGGUGCAGACGCUAAAGUCACACUCGACAGUAAAAAAUUCAGCAAAUACCUUCUUAGCGUAGACACCUCUUGCCUAGGUACAGACAAAUCAGAUCUGUCCGGCACCGACCCCAAAGAAGGUAAACUUCCACUGGCGAUUGGGGCGAUCAGGGAUGAGGGUCUGGACUAUCUCCGAAAUACACUGGAUGAUAAAAUAAAGGGGCACGAUGGUGUGUUGUAUAGGUUUUCCAAGGUUAUCACCAAAAACCUCAACGAUCUCCAAACGGCGAUAGCAGGCUUUGCCGAUGGAAUCAAAUGGAAAUUAGAAGCACUCGAGAACGAAAACAUAGAUACUAAACUCGCCAAAAUCAGAGAUACGCUGAACAACCUUCGAAACGAUAAUUUGGGAGAAGUCAUCACUGCUGCCGAAUGUUAUAUCGACAGCGAAGCCGACGAGUUACGUCACUCAACCAUCUGCUCACUCCAAGACUUUCUACACCAACAAGUCAAAAUUGCUCAAACCACCCUCACCACCCGCGCCCGCCGCAACUACGUCACCUCCGUCAAGGCGAUGCUCCAGGCCUUCGCGCAAAAGGUCACGCAGGAGCUGAGCCCUUUGCCCGCCGCGAUCGAGGAGGACCUGCGCAUAGGAUUCAAGGGGUUUAUGAAGACGCUCGAUAACUCCCUUGAGAAAACUCUUAAAGGUCAAGGAGAAGCAACAAGACUCCAAGACUUUGCCUACAGCUUCUUGACAUUCAUGGGUCCUGUAAAGGACUACGUUAAUGGAGAAAUAGUGAAGGUUCACAGGGAUGAGAAUGACAAGAAGAAUCCUAAGCCAUCAGGGGAGGAAGAUCUGUACACCACUAAGCUUCGAAUUAUUUUUGACGCACUUCAAAGCUUGCUUAAUCAUAUCAGCACCGAGAAAAGGUACGACUGUGCGUUCCCUAUGCUCGUUGAUAGUCUCUCUGGUGCUAUUUCUAAGCUGAAACCAGCAUCCUUCGAGCUGUCCAAUACGCCGAUACUGGAUGGUCUUGGUAAGGGGCUGAAUAAAUUUGUUGACCAGAUGAGGAAGGCGUACAUAAACGUAUACGAGGGACAUCCUCAUCCAAUUGACUUCAAUAAUUUGUUGAAGGACAAAGAAGAUGAGCCCGCAAAAAUACCUGCAGAAAAGUCUCCGGUUGCAAAACCCAAGGAACAAGUCUUGACCCCGGACGGCAGAAAUUUGUCUAAGGUUUGCUUGACGACAAUUCAUCUGCUUUUUAAUGACCUGCAUAAGCUGUUUUACAACUGCGCCAAGAAAUAUAGAGACCUUGCAGUUGACGGUAGUGCAAUAACCGAUGCUGAAAAGAAUAAAUUACAAAAACAUUUGGAACGUCAUGGCUUCAAGAUCGACAACCUUAUAACAAAUACGACCGGUCAUAAUGUUGCCGUCAAAUUAGGCAACGGCUUCAGUAAGCACGGAGAAUUCAAUGCAUCGCCAAGUGCCAACCACAUUAAUUUCAAUAUUUAUCUCAAAUCCGUUCAUGCCUCCAUGAAAUCUAAUAACGUUCUUCGCAAACUUUAUGAUUACCUGGAAAGGUAUUUCUAUGCUUGCCACCUCUCCACUUUCUCUGCAACUAGAUACCCUUGCAGUGUCUUUGAGAUGCUGGCAUGGUGUUCCGGCCUUACGUACAACGUGUUUUAUCAGAAAACUAUGGACCAGUGUAACGCUAUGAUUAAAGACGAAAAGGAUGACUUACUUAGAAAUAUGUUAUACGACGUGGUUGCAGUACACCUGCCCGCAAUAUCUACGCCUGCCUAUGAUUUGUUGGUUGGAAUCGCCGGCCACGGCGACGCUGCAACCUACUAUGGUUGUGACUAUUUUGCCAAUAAGCUGGGCUUACAUUACCCAUCGAACGCCAACAGUUGCUUCGACAUGCUUCUUGAUGUACUUCGUAGAAUAUACUCCGUUUCUAAAUUUCUACUUAAUCGAUGUCGUCUAUAUAAAUCGUCGUUUGGCUGGGCAGACUGCGACUUUGGAACGGGUGUUCAGACAUCCGGCUGGCAGUGCAGUCCAGAGGGUGACAAAUUGUCAUCGACUGCCGACUGUUCUGUCGGUUCGCCGCUGCACUCAUACCUGACUGAUAGUCAGAGAGGCUUAUUGCCUCACGCUCUCAUAUCCUUUAAAGGCAAACUUGUAUGUUCCACGUGCAGUAAGAGCGCAGGUAACAUGCCAUGUUUGACGCCGCUUGGCUUCAGAAGUUUCUCGGGAAGCAAAAGGACAGGCAAAGACCUAUGUAACGUGCUGGGCAAAUUGUGCGGUAGAGAAGGAUGUAUGUCCAACCUUUAUUCAUGCAUUUCAUGCCUGGUUGGCCUUACGCCUAAGACGUUGACUGAUGUACUUUCGUUCUACUGCCAAUUCGCACAGUCAUGGGACCUGAUGCCGUUAGAUACCAAACCAAAGCAUCCCAUUCAGUGCGCUCUCUACGAGCAAAUAACAGCUACGGUGGCAUGUGAUGCUGCAGAUGCACGUAAGCUGCUUAACCCCUGCCGUGUUUUUUAUGAGAAUGCAACUCAUGUUUCCCACAACAUUGAUAGCCCCGAUAUCAAAUAUCUUGUUGGAUGCAAUCAGAAAGGUUGCGGUAGUUUUAUUAAACCCCUUAAUAGUACUGCAUAUUACACCUUUGCUGCCAAAAAUGCCGGCAAAUAUCUGACGUGGUUGUUAUAUGUGUGCCCUAGGCUUCAAACAUUCCUCGAGCAGCUGAAAGAAUCAUUCAGUAAUAUUUCCUGUUCUGACUCAGGUUGUAGGGGAUGUCACCAUGAAGGAAAAUGCAAAUCUGGCAAACAUGGCACUGAGUCAUGUGAUUGUGCAUCAAUAGCUCAUUGUCGUGGCGUAUUGCCCGUAUUAUAUGAACAUGGGCUUGUGUAUUCGGAGGACGGCUACACAAGUACAAAAACGUGCAGCACAUUCUACAAGGCAAUUGAUGGCAUAUUGAAUUCGAAAUUGCUGGGGGACUUCCUCGAGGCAAUCGAUAAUUUCUUUUUAGCAGUAAGAAAGAAUUUCAUCUGGACACUGCUAGCCCUCUGGUCGCUCUCGCUCCUGUACCUGCUGCACAUCGCCGUCGUCCGCCUCGACGUCCUGAGGAUACGCUCCCACCUGAGAUCACCCUCAAGCCACCGCAUCGCCGCCCAGUCCCUCCUCGCCGCCGCACGCGUCAAGGCACUCGCCAACGUCAAGUACUUCUCAACAUAA
This is a messenger RNA of Babesia ovata, 5271 nucleotides long. RefSeq lists its product as uncharacterized. The coding region runs from base 1 to 5271 and encodes 1756 amino acids. The record is from RefSeq and is a predicted model, not a curated record. The transcript has 3 exons. Lineage: Eukaryota; Apicomplexa; Aconoidasida; Piroplasmida; Babesiidae.